Messenger RNA from Calypte anna (Anna's hummingbird), 4313 nucleotides. It is a transcript of the gene ZBTB6, whose product is annotated as zinc finger and BTB domain containing 6. Gene Ontology annotation, molecular function: DNA-binding transcription factor activity, RNA polymerase II-specific; protein binding; RNA polymerase II cis-regulatory region sequence-specific DNA binding. Gene Ontology annotation, biological process: regulation of transcription by RNA polymerase II. The transcript has a single exon. The record is from RefSeq and is a predicted model, not a curated record. The coding region runs from base 116 to 1399 and encodes 427 amino acids. NCBI's taxonomy places the organism in Eukaryota, Metazoa, Chordata, Aves, Apodiformes, Trochilidae.
GUACCGCCGGCGGAGCGGGCACCGGCGGGGAGCGGGGCGGAGGGCGGCUCGGCGGGGCCGGCAGCCGCCGGAGGGGGUAGGGUGGUCUCGGCGGGACUCUCUGCCCGGUGCCGCCAUGGCGGGGGACUCGGAGGUGCUGCACUUCCAGUUCGAGCAGCAGGGAGACGCCGUGCUGCAGAAGAUGAACCUCCUGCGGCAGCAGAACCUCUUCUGCGACGUCUCCAUCUACAUCAACGACACGGAGUUCCCGGGCCACAAGGUGAUCUUCGCCGCCUGCUCCACCUUCAUGCGGGACCAGUUUCUGCUGAACCAGUCCCGGCAGGUGCGGAUCACCAUCCUGCAGAGCGCGGAGGUGGGCAGGAAGCUGCUGCUCUCCUGCUACACCGGGGCUCUGGAGGUGAAGAAGAAGGAGCUGCUGAAGUACCUGACGGCCGCCAGUUACCUCCAGAUGGUUCACAUCGUGGAGAAGUGCACCGAGGCUUUGUCCAAGUACCUGGAGAUCGACGCUUCCAUGGAGAACGGUGAGCAGGCUGCCGAGAGGUGCCAUUCCUCAGACGCUGAGCUGAGAAACGGGGAUGAGGUGUUGGAUAAAGAUUGUGAAAUAAUCGAGAUCUCUGAAGAUAGCCCGGUGAAUGUGGAAUGCCCGGUGAAACAGGAGGAGGGGGAUGAUUCACGGCCCACAGCACAGAACUUGGUCUCAGAAAGGAAGGAUGCCAAAAGCCCAGAAAUAUCUACAGUCGAAAUAGGAUAUAAGGAUGAUGAAAUCUGCAUCUUCAGAAUGGAUUCUAUGAGUGUAGCAAACGUAGAAAACGAUCAUUUUCCUCAGCCUUGCACAUCCUCUAAAACAAACUUGUACUUUCCAGAAACCCAGCAUUCCUUGAUCAAUUCCACAGUUGAAAGCAGAAAUACAGAAAUGUCAGGAAAUCACUUUCAGGCUUUUGUCAGUGACAAUCCAGAAGGUACUUCCAGUGUGAUGAAUGGGUUCCAGAGCCUGGAUGAUUCUGGCAGUUCUUGGCGGCACCAGUGUCCCAAGUGUCCCAGAGGAUUUCUCCAUCUUGAGAACUAUCUCCGGCAUCUAAAAAUGCACAAACUCUUCUUGUGCUUGCAGUGUGGCAAAACAUUCACCCAGAAAAAGAAUCUCAACCGACACAUCCGAGGGCACAUGGGCAUCCGCCCCUUCCAGUGCAUGGUGUGCCUGAAGACCUUCACUGCCAAAAGCACCCUCCAGGAUCACCUCAACAUACACAGUGGGGACAGGCCCUACAAGUGCCACUGUUGUGACAUGGACUUUAAACACAAGUCUGCUCUUAAAAAGCAUUUAACUUCUGUGCAUGGAAGGAGCAGCAGCGAAAAAACCACCCUGAGCACUAUAACGAAAGUUAAAAUAGACUAUGAUUAACAGAGGGGUGGUGUGGAGCCAGGCUCCACAAAAACCUCCUGCUUAGUGAAAUUCUGGGUGAAAUUCUCCAAGCAGAUCCCCACGUAUUGGAGAGAAGCACCAAUAUGUGGCUGGUGAUAAAAGGCAGGCCUUGAGUGCAGCAACUUGCCUGCUGUAUUAGGGCUGCUGUUGCUGUAAGUGUGGGAAAGGUGUUUGGUAGUAGAGAGUAAACUGCAAAAAUCAGGAAAUUGUUCCAUGCUUCUGUUAUUCUGCCCCCAGUCAUGUUUUACACUGCCUUGUUUCCAGGGCAGGCACUGCUGAGGUUCAAACUGUUGCUGGUACUGCAAUAAGCUGAAGCUUUAGCAGUGAUGUUCCUGAGGGGUGGCAUGAGGGAAGGGGAUGUGUGUGUGAAUCCAGGCAUUCCCCCCCAGUUCAACUGUCACUGGCAGUGAAAUCAUGUCCUUGCUUGCCAAAACUUUGCUAGAUCUUUCAACAGAAAGGCAUGUUUUCAUACUCUGAUAUUUAAAAGCACACAACAACUGAAAAAUAAUGAAGGAAGCUUUCAAACUGCCUCUUACAAAUAGAGAACUGGCAAAAGAGGAAGAUAGAAACAGUAUUGUAUUGCAGUUAAUUUUUAACUUGUCUCAUUGGAAGAACUUGCUCUCAGUUUUAUGAGUUCUACAUUUUUCUAAGCUUACCUGUUUUGAUAGUUUGUUUCUGUCAUUCCAGUGUUUUGCAGUAGAUGCACUGUAUUUGAGUAAUUCCAAUUAGCUAGGCCUGUUUGUUGAGUUGCAACAUUUAACUCGGCUUUUUACAGAUCUUAGAUACAUACAGGGGUGUGGAAAAUGAAGCUGUGUGCUGUUACUUAAUAGCAGUUUCUACUUUACUUUUGUAAAACUGUUCCUUUCCUUUGGAACAGCUGAGACCUAGAGGUCUUCUCCUACUCUAGUUCUGUGAUGCAGUCAGGCAGUGAUGAUGUGUUUGGGUAUUUGUACCAUGGCACAGCUCAGUUUCAUCACAAGCCCUGUAACACAGAAUCCUCCUGUACCUGUCUUGGACUCGUGUGUGUUUCUCCCACUGAAUGUGAAACAAACAGAGUCAGUUCAGUUGUUACUGUGAGGUUCUGGUACUUACAUUAGGUUCUGUCCAAUGGGCACACAGCAAUAUUCUCAGUCCUGCCUGUACCACGAGGGCUUUCAAGUUUCAAGCAGUGCUGUUAGGAAGUUCUUGCUCCGAGUCCAGAAGUCUGUGCUCCAUAACCUGGCUGGUUUUAAAACCCAAGAGAGGAGUUUUGAAUGUCAGUUAACAGGUUUUGCUUCAUUUCUUUCCCUGUGUCCCUGAGCACAGCACCAUUGGGGUUCUGUGUAGCAGGUAGGUGAGGGGUUAGGUGUGUGCAGUAUCUACCCUGCAAUUUCCUCUUGUUCUCUCUAAGAGGCACAGCUGGGCCAGUGCUACUCUUGGCUUCAUGUCUUGGGAAGUUCAGCUGAAGAUUUCUAAAAUCUUGUUCUGUGAGGUUUGUUUGGGGGUUUUUUUAUGCUUCUCAGCUGAUACUAUGAGCACUUAAAGUACAUAUUAAUUGGAUUGUAGCAAUAUUUGCAGGUCCCAGUUGAUACCAGCCCCUGCUGGGGUAGGCAGCAGAUGUCUUCCUCAAAAACCCUGCAGUCUAAAUAGGCAAGUGGUGUGCUCUGGUGCUGAGUGUGCCACAAGUGCUGGAUUGCUCCCAAACUUUAACAAAAUGUCUUUACACAGGUGGGUGACUUGUGAAGGGCUCCAUUCAAUUGGAUCAUUGGUAGGGAAUGUGUGCCAGGUCUGCCUAGCAGUGUGUCCCUCUGGGUAAUGACAGAAGUGACACCCCCAGUAUGUGCUGGUGUAAAUCACCUGCUUCAGGACUUUGAGCAUAAGGCCCAACCUUUCACAAUCUCUGCUAUUUUUUCAUAUUAAAAGUUGGUAGUUUUCUUUAUUUUGGUGAUUUUUAACUAUAGUAAUUGUCCUGAGAGUUAUUACAGUUACAUUACAUGUGACAUUUUGCAGACCAGUGGCACAUAGAGCACUGGCUGCUUCUGUUUGCAUUCAUCAGCCUGUCUCUGUGGAGAAUCUGUUUUACCUGGUGAUCAGUAUUGUUUGCUUGUUUUUCACAGAAUACCAUUAAUUUUAGUUCUUGGUUGCAUAAAAAUUAGGAGCCUGGUUUUCAGAAGCAUGCUCACCCCUGCAUUUACCCUUGCUGUAUUUACAGAUGUUACCUUGGGUAUAGGCACAGGUUUGUGUGUAGCUUUUCAGUUGUGUCAACAGACUUAGUUACUUAAAAUGAACUCCUUCAUACUUGGAAGAGGUCAGAAACAGGGGAAAAGUUUACUUCCUUCCCCCCAUCCUGUUUACUUAGGGCUGCUAUUGCUGUUCAGUAAAUAAAUGUAUUGUGAAUUUAUGGGACAGAUUUGGUUCAGCUAUGUUUAAAUUUUUCAGUUCCUAAGGAUUUCUGGCAGGUGUAUGACUAUAGAAUCAUAGAACCAGAAUGGUUUGGGUUGGAAGGGACCUUAUAGGUCAUCUAGAGCCAACCCCCCUGCAUGGGCAGGGACACCUCCCACUGCCAUUGGUAACACUUCAAAACAUCAUUCCUUGUUUCUUGUUCUUUUGGUUGUUAUAGGUGUGUCCAUCAGUGCUUUCCCUGUGUCGAAGGGGGAAAGAGGCUGAUCUUUUGAAGUGUAUCUUCUGUGGGAGCAGGACUGGGAGGUUUUUUUGGUCUGCUGUUGUACUGCAUGUAAACAUGAGGGGGAGUCGUGUUGUGUGAGGGGCCAACAGCAUGUUCUGUUCAGUGUCCCGAGUGUCUUGGUAAGCUUUGUAACCAAAACCUGAUUUUGUGCUCAUGUUCACAUUAAAGGUGUUUCCCCUCCCCUUUCCAUACAUGUAACCGCUCAUUGUCAUAAUAACACAAUAAAUG